Molecule: messenger RNA, 11552 nt
Organism: Porites lobata
Lineage: Eukaryota; Metazoa; Cnidaria; Anthozoa; Scleractinia; Poritidae
Source: the annotation of a GenBank genome assembly
AUGUCUCAGUUUCAUUUCCUAUUGUUAUGGUUAUUGAUGCACUCUUCGCCAGCUUCCUCUAUCGAUCCAAAACGAUUCUACCAGUCGGGCAACGUUACUCUAGGAGUCUUGCUUCCUCUUCACGUCAGGACCGCCCAGGAUAAAUGCGGUGAGUUUUACGCUUUCGGCCUUGGAUACACCGAGGCUAUAACUUUUGCAAUCGAGCGUAUUAACAAGGAUCCUGAGCUUCUACCAAAUGUGACACUGGGCUUCGACAUUCGAGACUACUGCCGCACACCUGUUCUCGCCAUGAAAAAAGCCAAUGACUUUGUGAAAAGUAAUUAUCUGAACGAACUACUGGAAGGACAAAGUGAUAACUGUAAGUCAAAGCUUACAAUAAAUAUGGAUAAUCUAACGGCUCCGAUUUCUGCGGUUAUUGGCACUAGCGAUUCGAGUAGCAGCACUCUCGUCUCAAGUUUACUGAAUGUGGCUGCCAUUCCAACUAUAAGUCCUUCCGCUACCAGCGAGGAGUUGAGCUCACCGUAUUUCAACUCCUUUUUUCGCACCAUUCCACCCGAUGGCCAACAAGCUAAAGCCAUGGUUGACAUAAUAGAGUAUUAUCAAUGGAAGUAUAUUGCAACCGUAGCCGUUGACCAUUCCUACGGUCGAUACGGUCUCCGUGCGUUGGAACGAGAAGCUUACGACCGAAAGACAUUCUGCAUCGCGUUUUCGGAGUACAUCACGCCUUCGGGAUACAAAGGAAAAAUAACAUCAAUCGUGAGAAAACUCAAAGAUGCUGAAAACAUCAAAGUGGUCGUCUUAUGGAGCAACUAUGAACCUGCAAAAAGAUUUCUGGAAGAAGCGACUGCGCAAGGGCUUGCACAGGGUGAAAUAAGGCGUUUCCGUAUUUCGGAAAUCUUGCGGAAAUCUGAUGGUUCAAGUUUCCGUCACAUUUCCGGAGGGCGGAAACACGUAAGAGCAAAAUGAGGUCGCGUUUCGCGUUUCCGCAGCGUUUCCGUUGGCUGAAAUGUACAAGGCCGUAUCAGUCGCGUUUCCGCAGACAAUUUUCUGCGGAAAUUUGGUAGCUUUUAACUUCGGUUGAUUUAAUUUUAAGUAGGCGAUGUGCUGCCAAGGAUUUCUCGGCAACAGCACUAUUUUUAAUAUGUAAAACGUUCUUAAUGAUGUUCUGAUGUGACUUCUUAGACGGUACUCAAGGCUGUCCAUCUGACCAAAACAGGCCAGUGGCAAAAGACGGAAUGUAAAUAAAUACAAAAGGUUUAAGUAUCCUGCUAGUUUAGACGUUCUCGGAGUGUAUAUUUCUUAGCAUUGUGAACAAAUAAAUGAUUUAACUUAAGUAAGAUGCGGAAUUUUAAUUUCUCUUUGUGUAGCCGAUCAUAGGUCUAAAUGGCAAUCGCCGUUUACUUCGACAAGAUUCGGCUCGCGAUCAAGCGUUUUACUUACGAACCAUUUGCAAAAGCCGGGAUGGAAAAGUAAGUCGUGGUCAUGGUAGUGUCAUUCACAGGGAUACACUAUUUUUAUUUGGGAAAUUUUAAGAAUAUUUCAAGCAUAUACCCAAGGCUGAGCUCCAAACAUUGACGCGUAAUUUGAAACAAUUUAGAAACAGCCAAAUAAAUUAUAACGCUUGCACGCAUUUUGCCUCGCUCUGGAGGGCGCGAGUCUUACGAGCAUGCGUGCCUCGUUUUCACGUUCAAUUUUGAAUCGCGCGCCCUUUUGAACAUUCUUCGCUGUCGGUUCGCCUUCCAUUUUGGUGGUUUGUUCAUGCAGGACCGUUUUUUUGUCAAGAUGAGCGAGGAGAGUGUGAUAGAUUGCGGAGAUAGACUGCAGGGAGAAAUAAUACUUCGAAAAACUAUUUAAACGAAACGCCAAAUCCCAUGGAAGCGGUGAUGAAGGAGUUCAGUGUUCACUCUUGGCGACUCGAAUGCACACUGAGUGUUUCAACCAUCAUUGAGAAGAAAGAACGCUUAUUUUAAACUGUGGAUCCUUGUUGUUUCGUAAGUACAUUCUGAAUCUUGUUUAAAUAUAUAGAGGCAUAUUUAAGUCUAUGUAAUAGCUUUGGGAGCAUUUCAUCGAUGUCGAUCAUACAAAUCGUUUCACAUGUGAGCUUCAUGCGACAGCGAGUUGCUUCGUACAGAUCUGACCUUUGUAUGUUGCCUGUAGUUUCUUUGAUAGCAUAUGCCUGUAAAGCACGUCUUUGUCUGAUUUCUUUUACAAUAAAGACAUAGUUGCUGCAUGCACAUUUUAAUGGCGAAGAUGGCAGCCGUAAAAUACUUAAUCUGGAAUGAGGAAACGGAAUCACGGAACGGAGUACGGAAUCCAAUAGCAAUGACAGAAAAAUAUUAUAUAAAAAUUCCUUGACACUGAAAUGUGCAAAACAUUUCCACUCCAAUUUCUGAGACUGUAGAUGUUUAUCACAAGGAUAAACCUGUACAAAAAUAAUAUUUAAUGUUCAUAUUAAUUUUUUGCAGACAACGUGCAUUUCCUUACUACCAAUGGGAAUUGUUCAAAAUUGAAAUAAAUGUAGUGCUUGUUACGAGACUUGUAGUGUUAAAAGGAACCUUUUCUCUUUGUGUACAUGCACAAUAACAAGUUUAAUAUGAUGGUGCAGAAAGGUUCUAAAAGUCACAAGAUUGUAGAGGGAUAUCAUUUCCUUACACUUCAAUUUGUCGUUAAGUGUCGAACACAAGGAUAACAGCUUUAUUUGAUGACAAAGCAACCUUCAUUGACACAAGUAAGACGCCCAUCUUUGAGUGGGAAGUUGCAAUUCUAUUUAUCCAUCUUUGAGUGGACAAAGUAGUGCUUGUGUCAAUGAUAUUUCAAAUGUUGCAACAAGAAGAUUUUUCAGAAAUAUAAUUUCCUUACACUUCAAUUUGCCGUUAAGCUUCGAACACAAGGAUAACAGCUUUAUUCGGUGACAAAGCAACCUUCAUUGACACAAGUAAGACACCCAUCUUUGAGUGGGAAGUUGCAAUUCUAUUUAUCCAUCUUUGAGUGGACAAAGUAGUGCUUGUGUCAAUGAUGUUUCAAAUGUUACAACAGUCACCAGGAGAUAAACAAGAAUAUUAUUCAGGAAUAUAAUUUCCUUACACUUCAAUUUGUUGUUAAGCUUCGAACACAAGGAUAACAGCUUUAUUCGAUGACAAAGCAACCUUCAUUGACACAAGUAAGACGCCCAUCUUUGAGUGGGAAGUUGCAAUUCUAUUUAUCCAUCUUUGAGUGGACAAAGUAGAGCUUGUGUCAAUGAUAUUUCAAAUGUUGCAACAGUCACCAGGAGAUACACAAGAAGAUUUUUCAGAAAUAUAAUUUCCUUACACUUCAAUUUGUUGUUAAGCUUCGAACACAAGGAUAACAGCUUUAUUCGAUGACAAAACAACCGUCAUUGACAUAAGUAAGACGCCCAUCUUUGAGUGGGAAGUUGCAAUUCUGUUUAUCCAUCUUUGAGUGGACAAAGUAGUGCUUGUGUCAAUGAUAUUUCAAAUGUUGCAACAGUCACCAGGAGAUAGACAAGAAUAUUAUUCAGGAAUAUAAUUUCCUGACACUUCAAUUUGUUGUUAAGCUUCGAACACAAGGAUAAUAGCUUUAUUCCAUGACAAAGCAACCUUCAUUGACACAAGUAAGACGCCCAUCUUUGAGUGGGAAGUUGCAAUUCUAUUUAUCCAUCUUUGAGUGGACAAAGUAGUGCUUGUGUCAAUGAUAUUUCAAAUGUUGCAACAAGAAGAUUUUUCAGAAAUAUAAUUUCCUUACACUUCAAUUUGUCGUUAAGCUUCGAACACAAGGAUAACAGCUUUAUUCGGUGACAAAGCAACCUUCAUUGACACAAGUAAGACGCCCAUCUUUGAGUGGGAAGUUGCAAUUCUAUUUAUCCAUCUUUGAGUGGACAAAGUAGUGCUUGUGUCAAUGAUGUUUCAAAUGUUGCAACAGUCACCAGGAGAUAAACAAGAAUAUUAUUCAGGAAUAUAAUUUCCUUACACUUCAAUUUGUUGUUAAGCUUCGAACACAAGGAUAACAGCUUUAUUCAAUGACAAAGCAACCUUCAUUGACACAAGUAAGACGCCCAUCUUUGAGUGGGAAGUUGCAAUUCUGUUUAUCCAUCUUUGAGUGGACAAAGUAGUGCUUGUGUCAAUGAUAUUUCAAAUGUUGCAACAGUCACCAGGAGAUAGACAAGAAUAUUAUUCAGGAAUAUAAUUUCCUUACACUUCAAUUUGUUGUUAAGCUUCGAACACAAGGAUAACAGCUUUAUUCGAUGACAAAGCAACCUUCAUUGACACAAGUAAGACGCCCAUCUUUGAGUGGGAAGUUGCAAUUCUAUUUAUCCAUCUUUGAGUGGACAAAGUAGUGCUUGUGUCAAUGAUAUUUCAAAUGUUGCAACAAGAAGAUUUUUCAGAAAUAUAAUUUCCUUACACUUCAAUUUGUCGUUAAGCUUCGAACACAAGGAUAACAGCUUUAUUCGAUGACAAAGCAACCUUCAUUGACACAAGUAAGACGCCCAUCUUUGAGUGGGAAGUUGCAAUUCUAUUUAUCCAUCUUUGAGUGGACAAAGUAGUGCUUGUGUCAGUGAUGUUUCAAAUGUUGCAACAGUCACCAGGAGAUAAACAAGAAUAUUAUUCAGGAAUAUAAUUUCCUUACACUUCAAUUUGUUGUUAAGCUUCGAACACAAGGAUAACAGCUUUAUUCGAUGACAAAGCAACCUUCAUUGACAGAAGUAAGAUGCCCAUCUUUGAGUGGGAAGUUGCAAUUCUAUUUAUCCAUCUUUGAGUGGACAAAGUAGUGCUUGUGUCAAUGAUAUUUCAAAUGUUGCAACAAGAAGAUUUUUCAGAAAUAUAAUUUCCUUACACUUCAAUUUGUCGUUAAGCUUCGAACACAAGGAUAACAGCUUUAUUCGGUGACAAAGCAACCUUCAUUGACACAAGUAAGACGCCCAUCUUUGAGUGGGAAGUUGCAAUUCUAUUUAUCCAUCUUUGAGUGGACAAAGUAGUGCUUGUGUCAAUGAUGUUUCAAAUGUUGCAACAGUCACCAGGAGAUAAACAAGAAUAUUAUUCAGGAAUGUAAUUUCCUUACACUUCAAUUUGUUGUUAAGCUUCGAACACAAGGAUAACAGCUUUAUUCGGUGACAAAGCAACCUUCAUUGACACAAGUAAGACGCCCAUCUUUGAGUGGGAAGUUGCAAUUCUAUUUAUCCAUCUUUGAGUGGACAAAGUAGUGCUUGUGUCAAUGAUGUUUCAAAUGUUGCAACAGUCACCAGGAGAUAAACAAGAAUAUUAUUCAGGAAUAUAAUUUCCUUACACUUCAAUUUGUUGUUAAGCUUCGAACACAAGGAUAACAGCUUUAUUCGAUGACAAAGCAACCUUCAUUGACACAAGUAAGACGCCCAUCUUUGAGUGGGAAGUUGCAAUUCUGUUUAUCCAUCUUUGAGUGGACAAAGUAGUGCUUGUGUCAAUGAUAUUUCAAAUGUUGCAACAGUCACCAGGAGAUAAACAAGAAUACUAGUCAGGAAUAUAAUAAUUAUUUCUUUACACUUCAAUUUGUUGUUAAGCUUUGAAAACAAGGAUAAAAGCUUUAUUCGAUGACAAAGCAACCUUCACUGACUCAAGUAAGGUGCCCAUCUUUAAGUGGGAAGUUGGAAUUAUUCUAUUUAUCCUUCUUUGAGUGGACAAAAUGGUGCUUGUGUUAAUGAUACUUUCAAUUUUUACAAAUGCCACAAGGAGAUCAACUUGAUGAUUACACAUUUUUUUUAUAUUGUUACACUUUAAUUUUGUUUUGUGCCUCAACCACUUGGAUAACGGCUUUAUUCGAUGAUAAAAGCAACCGUCAUUUUUUAAAUAUUUUUCAUUGUAAUGCACUACCAGAAAACUGCCUGAUUUUAAGCUCUCUAGUUUUUUUAGAACCAGGCUGUUACGAUACAUGUAAUACAUGUAUUAUUAUUUUGAUAUAAAUAUUUGACAUUUUUUUUUGUCUUUAUUUCUUUGAGGUAUACUGAUGUGGAGAACAAAAACAUUGAGGGUAUUUUGGUUAAUGAAGUGAGGGGAAAUUUUGGGUAAAAGAAAUGGCCCAAAACAGAGAUAAAAGGUAAGUUGUACACUUUUCUAAGUUUCUUGAAUUUCUUACACUGAAACCCCGCCUUACAGCCACCUCGGUAAUACAGUCACCUUGUUAUUACAGCCACUUUUUUUUGGCCGCCUGGCAAAAACCACCAUACAUUUUCUUGUAAACAAACCCUCAUUAAUACCGUCACCCCAUUAAUACGGCAAAACUUUUUUGGCCCAUUGAUGACCGUAUUAACGGGGUUCCACUAUAGUUUCUUGGUGUUGCUGACAAGUGCAAUCCCCUAAUGACAUAAAUACAAAAGAUGGAAAAGCCACUAAAUAAUACCCACACCAAAAACAGGAGCAAACCACAAUACGUUUAGCAACACCAAGAAGCACUCUUAAUUCCUUUUCUACAGACCUGAGCAUUUAACAUGCUUUCCUUUUGCUAGGGGCCAUUUUUCAGUACUGGAGUCAGAGAAGUACCCGUGCAGAUGUGGUAAGGCAGUAAAAUGGAAAACUUGAAGAACACAGAGUUCAGACAAGAUUCCAAUUUGAGAGCUAAAAAGGUAGGUAAAAUACAUGUACAUUAUUUUGUUAAUGCUUGCAGUGCAAAUAUUUUUACUGUGUAGUUUAAGUCAUCCACUUAGUGAUUUAUUUAGCCUGUCCUGCAACAGAGCUGUGCUUUGGCAGUGCCUGGUGGCCCCUGUUGCAUUACUGUUGCUCUUGGGCGACAAGGAAGUCUUAGUUUGUUCAAACACAUUCAUCCUGGGUACCUGGAUCUUUCAGGUUAAGGGCACAAGGCUCUUUCAUUUUUUUAAGAACACAACACAUGUUUUGCACGUUUGUAUUAUGCAUACAUAAUUAAUGAUUGUUAUAGAAUGCACUAGGGCCACACCCUACCCCCUUUGACAUUUUUAAUAUUAACAGUGUCCUUUCCAUUUAUAUGCAAGGUUUGAUUGUAGUGUAAAUUGCUCAGAGUAAAGAGCAAGAACCAAAUCUAAAGAUUCAAAAUAGUUAGGGUGACUAUUUUGCCAGACUAAACUGUUGCUGAAGAACGUAAAUGUUAAUUAAAUGUUUAUCAUAGUAGUCAUGCCACUGUGACUAAAUAAGUUUUUUUGGUGUUCAGAAAUUGACGAAUCACACAGACGUGUUGGACAAGGCACAACUUUCUCCAGAUGACAAAGCCAAAAUAAAGGCUUUAUUAGACCUACACAAUGCUAUCCAAUUUAUGUCUUUGGAGGAGAGUGAAGACAAUGAAGAGAGGGCCAAUGAUCCACAACCCAGGUACAUCAGGCCACUAUGCUCAGAGAGGUCAAAGCUAAGAAACAUCAAUGCUGUUCUUGACGCCUUUUGUGAGGCUUGCAUGUCAAAGAGGCAAAGAAAGAACAGCCGGGAAAAUAACCAGAGAGGUUGAUAAAUACUUGUCAGACAGACCAGUACCAACUAACUGCCCUUCAUGGGCAGGAUGCCAAUAAUACCAAAGUAACAAAUUGCUACAGUGAUCGCUACUAUGGCAACUGGGAGUAAAAAGUCCAAAAUGACGCCGUGUGCGUGAUGUCCAGAAAAAUAAUGAGCUUUAGCCGAAGCACAAAAUGUGAUGGCAUAGUCGCUUCUACAUGAGUAUAAAAUUCUACUUUUCCCCUAUUUUUCACUGGUUUAAAACCUAGCAUUUUUUUUCUCUUAAUCAAGAAGGUAUUUGACACUUCUAGUUCAUUGGGCAGUAAUUCAGUCUUCCCUGCGUUUUACUAACAACGAAACCAAAUGAGCGAAAAGCCCUGUAGUGACUUUUGGGUGCCACUUGCAUAAAGUUGAAAUUUGACGGGCAACAGUAACAUACUCUCUUCAGGACUGUAACCACGAUCACCAUAGUAGAGGUCACUGUAGCAAUUUGCUUAAAGUCCCUAAUGUAUUAUUGUGCCUUUAGUCAGGAUGAUCCUGUGAUGAUCAACUCUAACUAAAUUGCACAAUCUUAUUGGAAAGUAGCCUCCAACGCAGUCGUUUUUAGGUGAGCUCGUAUUUCUUCCCUCCCCACAAACGCCUGUUCAACUGAAGACAACAUUCCUUUCCCAAGCUUAGCCAAUCACAUUGUACUUUCCAAAUUCUGGAAAGUUGACCUUGACCGCAAGGUAAUCUGAUAAUAAUUAUCAGAUUAUUAUCAUUAUUAUUACUCGAUCUGCAUUAAACACUGGGAAAGCUUCCUGACCUGCAAUAAAUGUUAGAUUCAGAGCGGCAAAAACAAGAUUUAGUCAAAAUUCAGAAUACUCCGUGCACUGCAUAACCUUAGUGAAGGAAAGAAAAGAAGGAAAACGGUAACUCUAGGGUCACGUUCACUUGUGUUUAGCCUGUCAACACUUUAUUGCACAAUUGUUGAUUGGUCACUUACCACGCAAAUAAAACAAUGUUGUUUUCAGUUGAGCAGGCGUUUGUGGGAAGGGAAGAAAUACGAGCUCCCCUAAAAACGCCUGCGUGGGAGGCUAAUUGGAGAGGUGAUAAGAGUUUUAUUCUAAAAGUCAAUCUUUACUCGACUGUGUUCAUUAAAAUUGCUGAAAUUACAGGACAGUCAAUGGAUUAUCCUAAAACUAUAAAACAGGGAGUGUAAGAUAGAUGCAUUGUGAAAGUGAGUCGCUUGUUAAAAGUGUGCAGUUUGUCAUUACUAUUCAAACUCAGAUGUAGGCAAAUUCUCGUAGACUACUUUGUAUGCCACAGCCAGGUCCAAGUUGUAGCCAUGCACUUACAGCAGAGUGGCGACAAUAAGUGAGAUACAUGUGUAGAGAUGUUGGCUUAUACAUUUGUAUAAUGCCUAUGGCUAGUUUUGUUUGCAUCACUAUCGUCGUUGUAGCAUCAGCCUGAUACUCCCCAAUAAUGGUCUCUCAUCAGUUUGUGUAGGCUUUAACAAUAAUUUUUGGGGAUGAUCCACCAAGUACUGGUACUUGCUAAUAAGAAUUAAGGCAGCAGUUUAGAUUUCCUAAUGGGAUUUUAUGCAGUCUUACAUGUAACUAAGUAAGACUUUCAUUUGUAAUAAUAUUAUUUUUCUUAUUAAAUUAUGCAAUAAUUUUGCCGUGAACUACUUCUUUGAGUUAUUUUGGAAUGGAAAUGCACGUUACUUAUAAUAAUGUCAAACCUCUUUAAUACGGACACUAAAGGGACAGAACCAAGUGUCCGCUUAAUAGAGGUGUCUAUAUUACAGAGGUAGGGAUUGCAUGAUUUUUGGCUUUUCUGGGACCAAACGAACUGUCCGUCGUAUAGAAGUGUCCAUAAGAAGAGGUUAGACUGUAUAAUUAUUAUGAUUAUUAUAAUUAUUAUAAUUUUGUCAAUUCUAAAAGGAUUAUUUAAUAGGCCAUUUCCGAGUUCCCAGGGCCUCUGUUUCAAAACGAAGUUAAGUGCUCAGCCUUUGAUAUGGAAAUCAUUUUUCAUUCUCAUGCAAAUAAAACUCAUUUCACAAGAAAGGUUGCGCACCUCGCCUCAUUUUGAAAGUGAGGGUUUUUGGAACUCGGAAGUGGCCUAUUGAAAUUGAAAAGUUACAGUUUUGGAUAUAGAAAAUAGGAAUACAUUGUAAGGAGUCUCUUUUUAUUGUGAAAAUAUUUAAUAUACAUAUGUACAUAUUAUAUGAAAAUGGAGAUAGAAUUAUUUUAAUAAAAACUUUAAUACCAAAAAUGCACCUAAAUAUGACUCAGCUUGAUUUGUGUGUAUCAGCGAAAAUGGGUCAUUGUGGAUGCAUGAAACGGUCCAGGGUUGUCUCACAAACGUCCACUUUUUUAUAUACCGGAUAGAAUGAACAUAUGAUUCGAAACUGGGUGGUUAAGUAAAGUUAACACAUUUAGGAAAUCCAGUGAAUAAUCCACCGAAAGUGGAAUCUGUGGAAACAUGAAGGCUGCAGAAAGUAAACCGGUCAAACUGAGUUUCCGCAUUCAUUUUUCCGGAAACUCAACGGAUAAUUGAGUAUCCUCUGAAUUUACGAGCUGCGGAAACAUGACGGCAGUUAGCGUUUCCGCAAGAGUAAACCUGACGGAAACGCGAGUAUAAGGGAUGCGUUUAAGCGUGUCCGCAGAAACUGAAACAUGACGGAUACACGUGUUCCCCGUCACAAUUCCGUCUGCGGAUAUUCAGGUUUCCGUUAGAUAACCGUUACAAAAACGGAAACGGAAACACCUUUUUUCAACCUGUGUUGAAGGACGAACAUUUCUUAUUAGUGAAGCAAUAGCUGCCAUGAAUCCAGACGUUUUGGAAACAAAUGCUGUCAUACUAAAAGGAGCAAUAGGAAUAAGGCCUUAUCUCUUCACAGACCAUCUGUUUGAGGAUUAUCUUAAGGGAAUCACACUAAAUAAGACCCGAGAAAGCGCCAAUCCGUGGUGGAAGGAGUUUUGGACAAGCCAUCUAAACUGCUCCUCAAUGUCUGAAGGUGCUUGCCUUAACCCGGCCAAAAUAGACGAUCGAGCCUUCGCCAAACUACACAACGCGUUCAUUCCUUACCUGACAGACGCCGUCUAUGCCCUUGCACACGCGCUGGACUCUUUACUGAAGUGUAAAGAGCCCGGAGGCGGACCUUUAGCCAGUGGGUACUGUCCUGAGCAAAAUGCCAAAGUCACACCCGAAGCCAUGCUUCUGAAACUCAGGAAAGUGAGCUUUCAAGGCAUAACAGGGCAAGUGCAGUUCACCGAAAGUGGUGAUCCCACUUUUUCGUCGUACGAUAUCGUGAACUUUCAGAAACAGGCGGAGAAUUAUGAAAAUGUUAAGGUGGGGACAUGGACAGGGGGAACUCGUACCAACCUCACAAUCAACGACAAACGAAUACAAUGGGCUAAUGAAGAAAAUGAGCCUCCCAUAUCCACGUGCAGUCACCGCUGUCCUCCGGGAACCAGGCAGACGAUCACUGUGUCCCUUAGCUGGGAAUGCAUUAAGUGUCCUUUGGGCUCCAUCAGUAAACAGCAUAGUUCUCCCAACUGUACAAAGUGCCCACAACUACAUAAAUCAAACGGGGACGGUACAGCAUGCCUGCCUUUGCCAGUUAUCAACAUCAAGUGGUCAGAUGCUACUGCAGUGGUAUUUUUGAUCCUAACGGUUAUUGGAUUGCUUGCAACAGGCAUGGCCAUCUUUGUUUUUAUGAAGAACCAGAGUACACCAUUGGUGAGGGUAUCCAAUCGCGAACUUAGCCUUCUUUUGCUUGUCGCAAUCGCUUUGUGUUUUGUUCUCACCUUGCUCUAUCUUGCUCAGCCCACAAAGACGUUAUGUUGUAUUAUUUAUCCUCUGAGGUACUUUAUUAAUACGACCUUUGUUUCCAUCCUCUUCUUGAAGACAAACCGUUUGAUCCGCGCUUUUCAGACCAACAUCAUUCCAAAUUGGUUCAAGCGAUACAUCGUGGAUCGCAAACGUCAAUUUCUUGUGGUCUUGGGACUCAACAUAGUUGAAGUUAUUCUGGCAGUGUUGUGGCUAACUCUUGAUCCACCUUACGAGCACCAGGAGAUACGAGUACAGACACAUGUGUUUUUACACCUGUAUGCCAUUCAGAUCAGCUAUCGGAAGUGUCCUUAG